Messenger RNA from Solanum stenotomum, 613 nucleotides. RefSeq names its product bet1-like protein At4g14600. The transcript has 4 exons. NCBI's taxonomy places the organism in Eukaryota, Viridiplantae, Streptophyta, Magnoliopsida, Solanales, Solanaceae. The record is from RefSeq and is a predicted model, not a curated record. Bases 118 to 519 code for a protein of 133 amino acids.
GAACAGAGAAUUGAAGUACUCGACGAUCUUUGGCAGCACGGAACCAAAGUUUCAUUCCUUGUACGAUAGUUUCAAGUUUUUCUUAGGGUUUCAAGGUUCCUUCAGUAUUCUCUUUCAAUGGCUUCUAGCUCUCAUAGAGGCGGUGAUUUCUACGGUGCUGCUUCCUAUAGAUCCAGGGAUGGAUUGAGUACGAGGCAAGUAGGUGGUGCAGAUGAAAUACAGUUGCGGAUUGAUCCGAUGCACGGAGACCUAGAUGAUGAGAUCACAGGUCUUCGCAAGCAAGUAAAACAGCUCAGAAAUGUAGCACAAGAAAUUGAGUCGGAAGCAAAGUAUCAGAAUGAUUUUAUUAACCAACUGCAAAUGACAUUGAUCAAAGCUCAGGCAGGAGUAAAGAACAACAUGAGACGGUUGAACAGGAGUAUCAUCCAAGAAGGAUCAAACCAUGUGAUGCAUGUGGUUCUUUUUGCUCUAUUUUGCUUCUUUGUAAUAUAUUGGUUGGCCAAAUUUUCACGGAGAUAAGUGCAACCCUACUUUCUAUGUUGGUUUGCUGUUUCCUGGUACAAGUUCUGAUGAAGACACAAUCUAUUCGAGCCAUCAAACAGAUUCUAAGCAG